ACACACGUCCGGUCGCAGCGCACCCGCUCUCGGACUAUGUAGGCCUGCGUGGCUGCCGGACUGGUCCCGCCGUCGAGAGUCGCGCAGGCUGUCGUGUCCAGGACAAUGGUUUGGCUUUUCGACUCCAUCUGUUUUGAUGUCACCUUAUUGGCACUGACAGCUGUGGUUACCUUCUAUUGGUGGAUGACAUCCAAGUACAGCUACUGGAAGUCAAGAGGGAUACCUUACCUCAAACCAGUACCAUUCUUUGGGAACGUCAAGGAUCUUGUUUUACAAAAGGCGUAUUGUGGGAAAGUUUUCCAGAAGAUUUACAAUGAUCUGGAAGGCCACCGAUUCGGGGGAGUGUAUUUCCUCUUCAAGCCCACUCUUAUUGUCAGAGAUCCGGAGCUGAUCAAAUCGCUGCUGAUCAAGGAUUUCCCGUGCUUCCACGACAGAGGGCUCGGAAUAAAUGAAAAGCUGAAUCCACUCAGUGCCAGCCUCGUCACUCUGUCGGGUUCCAGAUGGAGGAAUCUGCGUUUCAAGCUCGCCCCUGCAUUCACGUCCGGGAAGAUGAAGCGCAUGUCCAACAUCAUGGUCGAGUGCGCGCUUGAAAUGGUCAACAACAUAGCUAGACUAGUUGACAAGGACGGCUCUGCCAACAUGAAGUCAGUCGCCGCUCUCUUCACCACGGACGUCAUCGGAUCGUGCGCUUUCGGACUCCAGAUGAACUCGAUAAAGGAUCCCGACUCUGCCUUCAGAAAAAUGGGCCUCAAAAUUUUCUCCCCGUCGUUGCGAAGAUACAUCAGCAUUUUCGUUAUGACAUGCCUUCCUGUGUUCCUGCAAAAAAUUCUCCACGCUUUCAAAGACCGAGAGCUAGAAAAAUUCUUUAUGGACUUAGUGAAGGACACUGUCAGCUUUCGUGAACAAAACAAAAUAAUAAGGGACGAUUUUUUACAACUACUUAUUCAACUGAAGAAUGAUGGAAAAUUAGAACAUGAAAAAGAGAUGACGGAGAAUGAUUUUAAUUCAACAGGACUGACGAACGCAAGGGAUAAUCACACAGAACAAAUAGAAGAAAACGAACACGAUUAUGAAAUAAACGAGAAACAGAUGGCUGCUCAGUGCUUGGCAUUUUUUGCCGCGGGGUUCGAGACUUCAUCCUCCACCAUCAGUUUCUGCCUGUACGAACUGGCCACGAACCCUGGCCUGCAGGAUAAGCUGAAGCGCGAUAUUGAUGCAGCUUUGGAGCAGCACGACGGGAAACUGACGUACGAUUGCGUACUUGACGUGAAGUACUUGGACCUUGUUGUGGAAGAGACGUUGCGAAAGUACCCGCCGGCAGCGAUACUGACGAGGAUAUGCACGAAGCCGUACACGGUACCUGGUACCCGCUUGAGACUGGAGGAGGGUACCGACGUGAAGAUCCCCACAUACGCCCUGCACCACGAUCCUGAUCACUAUCCACGGCCGGAGGUGUUCGAUCCUGAGAGAUUCACCCCGGAGAACAAACGUAGGAGGCCGCAGUGCACAUACCUGCCUUUUGGCGAAGGUCCAAGAAUGUGCAUAGGUAUGAGGUUCGGCUUGCUGCAGGUGAAGAUUGGUUUGGCAACACUUUUGUCGAAGUACCAGUUCGAACCAUGCUCCAAGACUCGGAUCCCAUUGGUUCUGGACGAAAAGGCCAUCUUCACUUCCGCGAAAGGAGGAAUCUGGCUAAAAAUAUCAGAAAGGGAGAAGUAAUCAUGCAACCUAAUAGAAUAACCCCAGUUUUGCACCAGUGUCGUCCAUACGAUAGGCUUUUUUUUUGUGUAAUUUUUUUGAAAAUAAUCUCAAACGUUUAGCACAAUUAUUUUUCUAUGUGCAUGCGGAAUGAAUUAACUUGCAUAACCUCGUGAAAGAGAGAAUAAUUUCGAACCGAAUAUUAGCUCUGGUUUGCUCUCCAUUUUCACAUCUAUCCUUCUCUAUACCGAAUGCACGAUGUCGACUAGUCAUGAAGACAGAUAAAUUCUUUGAGUAUUUGUGAUAAUUGUGCUCUACAAACAAAACAUUUUUAAAUGGCAUUCCACUACAAUAAUUAAAAUACCACAGAAACCAUCUCCAUGUCUAUGUUUUUUUUUAAUUAUAGGCUAAAUUCGUGUUGUGAUCUGGUGUCCGGUUUUGUUGCCAAUGCCGUGUAUGCUGUGCAGAAACAAAGCUUAUCAUAAAAUGGCGUUUCUGACAUUGUU
This is a messenger RNA of Bacillus rossius redtenbacheri, 2201 nucleotides long. RefSeq names its product cytochrome P450 6k1-like. Gene Ontology annotation, molecular function: iron ion binding; oxidoreductase activity, acting on paired donors, with incorporation or reduction of molecular oxygen; heme binding. The transcript is spliced from 5 exons. Lineage: Eukaryota; Metazoa; Arthropoda; Insecta; Phasmatodea; Bacillidae. The coding region runs from base 106 to 1716 and encodes 536 amino acids. The record is from RefSeq and is a predicted model, not a curated record.